Molecule: messenger RNA, 5372 nt
Organism: Drosophila serrata
Lineage: Eukaryota; Metazoa; Arthropoda; Insecta; Diptera; Drosophilidae
Gene: robo1
Product: roundabout guidance receptor 1
Biological process (GO): axon guidance; Roundabout signaling pathway; homophilic cell-cell adhesion
Cellular component (GO): plasma membrane; axon
Molecular function (GO): cell-cell adhesion mediator activity; axon guidance receptor activity
Source: RefSeq, a predicted model, not a curated record
AUUCACCUCAAUUAGACAUGAGAUACAAUCUAAUUUCCCUGCUUCGAGUGGGCACUGUACGUGGGUGUGAGUGAGUGACUGAGGAGUGUGUGCGGUGUCCGCGUGUGUUAUGUGUGUAUGUGCUUAUCACAUGGAAAUGCAGGCGGCGUAAGUGGAGCAGUCGAGAAAUAAUUUGGAAUUUUGGACAGAUAAAAAGCACAUAACACCACACAUAAACCCCUUGAAACCCCAAAAAUAAUAAUAAUAAAAUAAAAACGAAAGGGCCACGCCUUGCCAUUAUCCUAACAGCUGCCCACAAACAUUUCACUAACUCAUACAUAUAUUGCCACCAUCAAUCGUAGGAUCCACAAACGCUACAAUGAUCGCCGCUCCAUUGAACCAUCUGAAUAAUCAGCUGUAGAGUCACCGCCAGCACCUCCUCCUAUGCAUCCCGAUCUUCAUAGCAUCGCCUUCGCCUGGAGCACGACUAGCACAGCUACUACUAUUAACCCUUGUCCGAGCAGCCGGGGGAGCAGGAUGCUGCUUCUGCCGCUGCUCCUCGGCCUCCUGGUGGCCCUGCCAGCAGUCAGAGGCCAAUACCAAUCGCCGCGCAUCAUCGAACAUCCCACGGAUCUGGUGGUCAAGAAAAAUGAGCCAGCCACACUCAAUUGCAAAGUGGAGGGCAAGCCGGAGCCCACUAUUGAAUGGUUUAAGGAUGGAGAACCCGUCAGCACCAACGAGAAGAAGUCACAUCGUGUCCAGUUCAAGGACGGUGCACUCUUCUUCUACCGGACGAUGCAGGGCAAGAAGGAACAGGACGGCGGCGAGUACUGGUGCGUGGCCAAGAACCGAGUGGGCCAGGCCGUUAGCCGUCAUGCCUCGCUCCAGAUAGCUGUUUUGCGCGACGAUUUUCGCGUGGAGCCCAAAGACACGCGAGUGGCCAAAGGCGAGACGGCUCUGCUGGAGUGUGGGCCGCCCAAAGGCAUUCCAGAGCCAACGCUCAUUUGGAUGAAGGAUGGCGUUCCCUUGGACGACCUGAAAGCCAUGUCGUUUGGCGCCAGCUCGCGCGUGCGAAUCGUGGAUGGGGGUAACCUGCUGAUCAGCAAUGUGGAGCCCAUUGACGAGGGCAACUACAAGUGCAUUGCCCAGAAUCUGGUGGGGACACGCGAAUCCAGCUAUGCCAAGUUAAUUGUCCAGGUCAAGCCCUACUUCAUGAAGGAGCCCAAGGACCAGGUGAUGCUCUACGGCCAGACAGCCACUUUUCACUGUUCCGUGGGCGGGGAUCCGCCGCCAAAGGUGCUGUGGAAGAAGGAAGAGGGCAAUAUUCCAGUGUCCCGUGCUCGAAUCCUACACGAUGAGAAGAGUUUGGAGCUCUCGAAUAUCACGCCCAGCGAUGAGGGCACCUACGUCUGCGAGGCGCACAAUAAUGUGGGACAGAUUAGCGCCAGAGCUUCGCUCACAGUUCAUGCUCCUCCCAACUUUACCAAGCGACCUAGCAACAGGAAAGUGGGACUCAAUGGCGUUGUCCAGCUCCCCUGCAUGGCAGCCGGAAAUCCACCGCCUUCGGUUUUCUGGACCAAGGAAGGCGUGUCCACCUUAAUGUUUCCUAAUAGCUCCCACGGCAGGCAGCAUGUGGCAGCAGAUGGAACCCUACAGAUCACGGAUGUACGACAGGAGGACGAGGGCUUUUAUGUCUGCUCUGCGUUCAGUGUGGUUGAUUCCUCAACGGUACGGGUAUUCCUGCAGGUCAGCUCGGUGGACGAGCGACCGCCACCCAUUAUUCAAAUUGGACCCGCCAAUCAGACACUGCCCAAGGGAUCGGUGGCCACGCUGCCCUGUCGAGCCACUGGGAAUCCCAGUCCCCGCAUCAAAUGGUUCCAGAAUGGACUUGCCGUGCAAACAGGGAAUCGUCACAGUGUCAUCCAAGGCAGUUCAUUACGGAUUGAUGAUCUCCAAGUGAGUGAUUCUGGUUCCUAUACUUGCACUGCUUCCUCAGAACGUGGAGAGACUUCCUGGGUAGCCACUUUAACGGUGGAAAAAUCUGGCUCUAAUACUCUGCAUCGUGUCGCUGAUCCAAGCACGUAUCCUGCUCCACCAGGCACACCCAAAGUCCUCAAUGUCAGUCGCAGUAGCAUCACCCUCCGUUGGGCCAAAAGCCAAGAGAAGCCUGGUGCUGUGGGACCCAUUAUCGGCUACACUGUAGAGUACUUUAGUCCGGAUCUGCAAACUGGUUGGAUUGUCGCCGCCCAUCGUGUGGGCGACACUCAAGUCACUAUUUCUGAUCUCAGCCCGGGGACUUCGUAUGUAUUUCUUGUGAGAGCUGAGAAUUCACAGGGCGUAUCGGUGCCUUCGGGCUUAUCGAAUGCCAUUAAAACAAUUGAUGAGGACUUUGAUGCAGCUUCAGCCAAUGAUUUGUCAGCCGCACGAACUUUGCUGACUGGAAAGUCCGUGGAGUUGAUAGAUGCCUCAGCAAUAAAUGCCAGCGCUGUGCGCCUUGAUUGGAUGCUGCAUGUGAGCGCAGAUGAGAAAUAUGUUGAGGGCAUUCGUAUACAUUACAAGGAUGCCAGUUCCGAAUCAGCUCAGUAUCACUCGAUCACUGUUUUGGAUACCUCAGCUGAAUCGUUUGUGGUGGGCAACCUGAAAAAGUACACCAAAUAUGAGUUCUUCCUUACGCCCUUCUUUGAGACCAUUGAGGGACAACCCAGCAACUCCAAGGUGGCCCUUACUUAUGAAGAUGUACCCUCUGCCCCGCCAGAUAACAUACAGAUUGGCAUGUACAACCAAACAGCCGGCUGGGUACGUUGGACUGCGCCGCCCGCCCAACAUCACAAUGGCAAUCUGUAUGGCUACAAGAUCGAGGUUAGUGCGGGCAACACCAUGAAGGUGCUUGCCAACAUGACGCUCAAUGCCACGACCACAUCGGUGCUCCUAAAUAACCUAACCACCGGAGCCGUCUACAGUGUGCGACUGAAUUCCUUUACCAAGGCUGGAGAUGGGCCCUACUCCAAGCCGAUCUCACUCUAUAUGGACCCCACCCAUCAUGUGCAUCCGCCACGUGCCCAUCCGAGUGGCACUCACGACGGCCGUCAUGAGGUUCAGGAUAUGACGUAUCAUAGCAAUGGAAAUAUACCCACCGGCAGCAGUAAUCCCACCACGCACAAGAAAACCACUGAUUACCUCUCGGGACCGUGGCUAAUGGUGCUGGUGUGCAUCUUACUCUUGGUCUUGGUCAUUUCGGCGGCCAUUUCCAUGGUUUACUUCAAGCGGAAGCAUCAAAUGACCAAGCAACUGGGUCACAUGAGUGUGGUCAGCGACAACGAGAUCACCGCAUUGAACCUUAACAGCAAGGAGAGCCUUUGGAUUGAUCAUACUCGUGGCUGGAGAACCGCAGAUACGGACAAGGACUCGGGAUUGAGCGAAUCGAAGCUACUAUCCCAUGUUAACAGCAGCCAGUCGAACUACAAUAACUCGGAUGGCGGUACAGACUACGCUGAAGUAGAUACCCGCAAUCUGACAACCUUCUACAACUGCCGAAAGAGUCCUGAUAAUCCCACACCGUAUGCCACCACCAUGAUCAUUGGAACCUCUUCGAGUGAAACCUGCACUAAAGCCACUUCCCUGAGUGCCGACAAAGAUUCGGGCACUCAUUCACCCUACUCGGACGCAUUUGCCGGCCAGCCACCAGUGGCUCCUGUUGUGAAAUCCAACUAUUUACAGUAUCCGCCAGAGCCCAUCAACUGGUCAGAGUUCCUGCCUCCACCACCAGAACAUCCGCCGCCGUCUUCCACCUAUGGCUAUGCCCAGGGAUCACCGGAAUCAUCGCGGAAGAGCUCCAAGAGCGCAGGCUCUGGCAUUUCAACUAACCAAAGCAUCCUGAACGCUUCGAUACACAGUAGUUCCUCGGGCGGCUUUUCCGCCUGGGGCGUCUCUCCGCAAUAUGCCGUCGCCUCCCCGGAGAAUGUGUACAGCAAUCCAUUGUCGGCUGUGGCUGGCGGCACACAGAACCGCUACCAGAUUACGCCCACCAGCCAGCAUCCACCGCAGCUGCCGGCCUACUUUGCCACCACGGCUCCCGGUGGUGGAAUACCUCCGAAUCACCUGCCAUUUGCCACACAGCGACAUGCAACCAGUGAGUAUCAGGCGGGAUUGAAUGCAGCACGAUGUGCCCAGAAUAGGGCCUGCAACAGCUGCGACGCCUUGGCCACACCCUCGCCCAUGCAGCCCCCACCGCCAGUUCCGGUUCCGGAGGGCUGGUAUCAACCAGUGCAUCCCAACAGUCACCAGAUGCAUCCCACCAGCUCCAGCCAUCAGAUCUAUCAGUGUUCUUCCGAAUGCUCUGAUCACUCGAGGACCUCACACGGUCACAAGCGGCAACCGCUGGAGGAGCAUGGGAGCAGCAGCAAACGAAGUGGACACCAUCGUCGUCAGCCGGCGGUGCAGCCGUGCUUGGAGAGCGAAAAUGAGAACAUGCUGGCGGAGUACGAGCAGCGUCACUACACCAGCGACUGUUGCAAUAGUUCCCGCGAAGGCGACACCUGCUCCUGCAGCGAGGGAUCCUGCCUGUACGCCGAGGCGGGGGAGCCGACGCCACGUCAAAUGACUGCUAAGAACACCUAAGUAGGUGGAUUAGUCUUAAAGGUAGCAUCUAGUCUAAACUCUUCAUUCAUAUCGAAACUAGAAACCAGUCGCGUAGUCAAAGUUUCUGCAACAACUAUUGAGAUAUGAGAUCGAAUACGUACGAACAAUGCCCUGGGCUCCCAUCACAACGCAUUUCUCCAGGACAUCCCACUAUUCUAAGUAUUAUAAACCAUUUUGAUCAAAAGAGGAUUGUUUUUUGCAGUUGAAAUCAUCAUCAUAAUGGAGAAAUGUGCUGUAUGCGAAUCCAGGGUGCUGACCACCAAACACACUUGUCACAAUCAUGGGGGCAUUGUGCAGCUUAAGCAAUUACGAAUUUUCCAUUAUCACAUCAUCAUCAUCAGUAUCAUCUACCAGCGUAGAAACUCAUAUAGAAAGGCACAAUGCUCCCCCAUCAUACCAUGUGCACCACAGAAAUGUUCCGAAAGCGGAAACCUUUGUACUUAAGAGAGAGACGCGUGAGCUGUACGAUAUAGAUAUUGCUUUGGGAGAGGGACAGUAAUCACUAGAUGACAGCAGGGAUCUGGGAAUCCCAGCAGAACUUCAUUAAAAUACGUACUCCAAGGAACUUAAAUAGAGAGAAGAAGGAUAAACCAGAUCAGGCCAUAGCAAGUACACGACUUACGUAUGUAGUUAGAACCAGCAUGUUUUUGGGGCUCUCGAAUUGGUCCUAGUCAUAGGCUUUUGAUAGCGAUACAAUACCGAUAACUGAUUACGAUAUAUAGUACUUGUAUGCAAAAAAAAAAAAAAUAACAAAA